AUGACAUCUUGCGAUUUAAUCUGGGUGGAUAUUGCAUGCAUCAACCAAACUGUCGACUCCCCGGAGAAGGCAAAAGAGAUCGGUCGGCAGGCACGGAUAUUCCGAAAUGCUCACCAAGCCUUCAUCUGGUUACUUAGUGAACAGAAGGAGCCAGACCGCAGUUCAGCACCCUAUGAACAAUCUCCCCGCGAUCUUUUCUGCUUACUUGAAAGAUCCUCCCUCCGAGCAGAAGCUUCCUAUCAACAAUGGCUUUCCGGCAACAACAUUUUGAAGCUGGGAGGCCAUGAUGAGAGUGAUGAGAAGAAAGAAUUGAGCUUCAACACCAUGGCCUUUGACUGGAUAGCCGACGCUACAAGAUCGAUCUCCUUGCUCACUCAAAUCCCUUGGUUCAGUUCCCUUUGGACUCUGCAAGAAGCCAUUCUGCAACCGAAUUCCAUAUUUUUGGAUCGCCAAGGCUCCAAGGUGUUAUCUGAGAAAGGAGACGUCUUCACAUUGCAGUACAUGCUGGCCUUCUGCAAGCAACUCCACCAAGCCAUGUCUAUCUCGAUGCUUCCUCUUGCGAUGAAAGGGGUGAGAGACACGGUCGUGGUCAUGCAACGAGUGCUCGUCAAUAAAAUCCAAGACGCUGGGUUAGAGGCUUUGGCUGAUCGGGACCGUCUCACUUUGUACAAAUGUGCACAUUUGAGAAAGGCCAAGGACCCUCUGGACAAGAUUUAUGGAAUCAUGCAAGUUUGGGAAUUUCAGCUUGGAAAAUCAGCACCUGUGGGAGACAAGGCUUGA
Molecule: messenger RNA, 780 nt
Organism: Ilyonectria robusta
Lineage: Eukaryota; Fungi; Ascomycota; Sordariomycetes; Hypocreales; Nectriaceae
Exons: 1
Coding region: 1-780 (259 amino acids)
Source: RefSeq, a predicted model, not a curated record